Pelobates fuscus (common spadefoot toad) is the source of this 1472-nucleotide messenger RNA. RefSeq names its product dual specificity protein phosphatase 14-like. Gene Ontology annotation, biological process: protein dephosphorylation. The record is from RefSeq and is a predicted model, not a curated record. Bases 288 to 944 code for a protein of 218 amino acids. Lineage: Eukaryota; Metazoa; Chordata; Amphibia; Anura; Pelobatidae. Gene Ontology annotation, molecular function: MAP kinase tyrosine/serine/threonine phosphatase activity. The transcript has 2 exons. Gene Ontology annotation, cellular component: cytoplasm.
GAAGCUGUUCCCAGCUCCUGGUAUGAAUAUGUAAAGCAGUGAGGGGGCAUUGUGUGUCUCCCCCUCCUCACUAUCACACGCCCCCCUCACACCCUCCCUCAGCAUCACAGCAGCCCCAGCUUCUCUGCAGAGCGAGAGCAUAAAGAGCCCAAGCUCUGCACACACAGACAGGGGACAUGAGCCAGCUCCAGCAAGGUUGCCAGAAGUGAAAUCUGGGUCUUGACGUCAGACUUUCAAACCUGUUGCUCAUCAGUCUUUAAUCCUCCCAUCACAUUCCCCCUUUCUCUAUGCCCCUUCAGCUGCCCACUAUGAAUUUCCGCAGCCACAGGCUCCUGCGACGCUCUCCACCACCUCCUGCAACAAUUUCCAAACCAGUGGCUGUCGGAGGCAGCACCGGCACAGGGCUUUCCAAUUUGGGCAGCAUUGCUCAAAUCAGCCCCUGCCUCUACCUCUCUAGUGGGAAUGCGGCAGGCAGCCGACACUUGGUGUAUGCCCGCAAUGUCACUUGUAUUGUCAAUGCCACCCUAGAGAUCCCCAACACUAACUGGCCGGAUGUGGAUUACAUUAAAGUGCCGGUGCCGGAUUUGCCUCAUGCGCCGCUGGCUCUGUACUUUGACUCUGUGGCUGACCGUAUUCACCAGAAUGGAAAGAGAAAUGGCAGGACUCUGGUGCAUUGCGUGGCUGGAGUGAGCCGCUCGGCCACGCUCUGCAUCGCGUAUCUGAUGAAGUAUCACCGACUGUCUCUCCUUGACGCCCACCAGUGGGUGAAAACCAGAAGACCUGUGGUACGACCGAAUGCUGGCUUCUGGCAGCAACUGAUUCAGUACGAAAAGAAACUUUUUGGAAAAAACACUGUAAGACUCGUACCAUCUCCUUUGGGUCUCAUACCAGACAUAUACGAGAGAGAGACCCGCAACCUAAUCCCAGUUUGGGGUUUUAGAUAAAAAAAAAAAUAAAUAAAAAUAAACCCAGAAGACAAAACAGGACUGGUGCCAUGCUCAAAGAACUUGACUAAAACCAUGCUUUUUACUGUAUGUAGAUUGGGAAUGUACAUGCCCCUCAAUGAUAAACUGAAAUAUGGAAAUGUUGGGUGUAUUGGGUGUUCUAUAUGAAAGAGUUGAUUUAUUUAUGGUUAUUUCAAAAACUCAGGUUUGUGGGAACGUUUAUGGGGGCGUUUCUGAAAAGCAAUUGUGGGCUAAAUAUUAAACUGUGAGCAGCCAUCAUGCAAACCAACGGCUUGCUCCUACAAAGUGCGUAACAAUUCAAACUUUCCCCCAGAACAGAUUUUUUUUUAAUAAUAGAAAGUCUGAUCUACUAAUUCAUGAGAAAGGGUCAAGGAAGACCCCUUGAUAUGACUGGCGAGCCAUCUGCUAGAAAGGGGCUAAAUAGUUACAUUUUCUUUACUUUUGUUAAUAAAAAUCUGCCAACACAAUCUGUACUUGUGGGAUGUAUAAGGGGUGGGAACGGGAAAA